UUGUUUUAGUUUGUUGAGUGAAGAAUGAAAUUAGUGAAAGAGGGGCCCUAUGUUUUGCUUAUAAUUUCCGUCAGGCAAGGGCAGCACCAACCACAUCCUAACUAGCUAAUUAAAAAGACUCCUUUGAUCGAUCUUGUACUUGUAUGUUCGAAUCAAUUACCAGAAAAUAAUCAGAAAGAUGGGGGAGAUGUCUGGAUUCCAGUUGGGAGUGAUGGGUGCAUUGUUUCUCUCUGUUGCAUCAUCAGUGUCCAUAGUUAUAUGCAACAAAGCUCUGAUGAGUAAUCUUGGUUUCCAGUUUGCGACGACGCUGACCAGUUGGCACCUCAUGGUGACAUACUGCAGCCUCCACGCCGCGCUGCGUUUGAAUUUCUUCGAAAACAAGCCCAUCGACAUCAAGACAGUGUUCAUGUUUGGGAUGCUCAAUGGCAUCUCCAUUGGACUUCUCAACCUCAGCUUGGGAUUCAACUCCAUUGGCUUCUACCAGAUGACAAAACUGGCAAUCAUACCUUUCACUGUGCUGUUGGAAACUCUCUUCUUCAAGAAACAAUUCAGCAAGAAUAUAAAACUGUCUCUCUCAAUUCUGCUACUGGGAGUGGGGAUUGCGUCAGUAACCGAUCUCCAGCUCAACUUCGUCGGGACCAUCCUCUCCAUCCUCGCCAUCGUCACAACUUGCGUUGGACAAAUUCUGACGAACACGAUCCAAAAGAGGCUGAACGUAUCCUCGACACAGCUGCUGUACCAAUCCGCACCAUUCCAAUCAGCCAUUCUGUUUGUGACAGGGCCGUUUGUGGACCGAUUUCUGACCAAACAAAACGUCUACGCCUAUAAAUACUCCCCACUCGUAUUGGGAUUCAUAGUGCUGUCGUGCCUGAUAGCCGUGUUUGUCAACUUCAGCACCUUCUUGGUCAUCGGGAAGACAUCCCCCGUCACCUACCAAGUCCUCGGCCACCUCAAAACCUGCCUUGUGCUCGCAUUCGGAUACACCCUCUUGCACGAUCCUUUUACAUGGAGGAACAUCAUUGGAAUACUCGUGGCCGUUGUUGGGAUGGGGCUGUAUUCUUACUUCUGCACCAAUGAGACCAAGAGGAAACAGCUCGUCGACGUCUCACCCUCGCCACCGAUGAAGGACAAGGAUGUUAGCAGUCCGCUUCUUGGAAGCCAUCAAGAUAAAGAAUCCAAGGAUUCUGCAGUGUGAUUCAUUAGUCAAGAAUAUUUUUGGAGCCAAGAUUGUUUUCAUUCUUUCAUGUCUCUUCUCAGAUGAACAUUUUCUUUUUUGCCACAGCAAUUUAGCACAGCAGAGGAAGUCACACAUCCUUCUUUAUGAAUGCAUAUAUUAUGAUGACAUUCAUCAUUGUGUUUUACAUUUUUUGAAUCAAAUUGAUAAUUACUCCACAUUGGAGUUAAUACUAGUAAUAAACUCUUCAAACUAGAGCUAA
Messenger RNA from Salvia hispanica, 1436 nucleotides. Its product is annotated as UDP-xylose transporter 1. The record is from RefSeq and is a predicted model, not a curated record. NCBI's taxonomy places the organism in Eukaryota, Viridiplantae, Streptophyta, Magnoliopsida, Lamiales, Lamiaceae.